UAGGUUAGUGAAGUGUAUCGUCGACGGCGUGUGUGCAGUAUUUUACCGUGCACCGACCUCUACGCACGUCAUCGGCAGCCGAAACUGCUAGUAGUAUAAACACUGUAAACCGUGUGGCCGACGAAUAACGGCCAGAUACCGACGGCGCAGACAUCCGAUAAUUUCGACAGCGGCCGUUAUCGCACGUCCGGCCACAUCCACACCGGAAGCACGCAUUGAUCUAUAUUAUACGAUAGACGCGUAAAUCGCGGAUCACACCAUUGAUCAGAGAUUGUUUUCUCCGCUUGGCACAUCACUUCCGUGGCCGUUGGCCAUGUGCAUGCCGGCCAGUGCUGAGGCUGUGAAGUGCCUAGUCGCAGUCUUCGCGGCUGCGUCAGUGGCGGGGGUUGCGGCCGUCACACGACACCCGGUGACGGUGGUCGUGUCUUUCGAUGGUUUCCGGCCCGAUUACAUCCGGGCCAAUGUGACGCCGCACAUGGCCCGAUUCCGGGACGCGUCAGCCGCGCCGCCGUACAUGCGCAGCGCGUUCCCCACGAAGACGUUCGUCAACCACUUCACCAUGGCCACCGGAAUGUACUCCGAGAAACACGGCGUGUUCGACAAUUACAUGUUCGACAAGAACUACGAGAUGAUGCACUACACGUACGAGCAGUUCCACUACGACGAUUCGGUGGUGCCCAUCUGGAUUCAAAACGAAAUCAAUGGAGAUGGACGAUUUAGCGGUGUGAUGAUGUGGCCAGGAUCCGAAUUCGCGUAUCAAAACAAAUAUCCUACCUAUAUUCAAAAAUACAACCGUUCAUUGCCUUGGUCUGAUCGUAUAGACAUCAUCAUGUCAUGGAUUAAAGACAAAAAUAAACCAGCCAAUUUAGUGUAUGCGUAUUUUGAUGAACCAGAUCAUAUUGCUCAUUUAAAAGGAAUCUACUCACAAGAGACAACAAAUCAAAUAGUGAGAGCAGAUGUCACACUAAAGUAUAUACUUGACCAAAUAAGUCAGGAAAAACUAGAAAACAAAAUAAAUCUCAUUAUUCUCAGCGAUCACGGGAUGGAUACUAUCACGUAUGAACGAAUGAUACAUUUAGAUAAUUAUGUGUCCAAUGAUACUUACAAAAUCAUUAAGUCAGGUCCUAAUGCGUUCAUACAUCCAAAUCCAAAUAAAUUCGACGAAAUUUAUAAAAAUCUUUCAAUAGUAGCCAAUACUUCUAAGAUAUUUGGUGUAUAUAAAAAAGAUGAAUUACCUGACCGUUGGCAUAUGAAAAAUAAUUCAAGAUUGACAGAUAUUAUAUAUUUGUUGGCUAAACCUGAAUAUGCAUUUUGGGAUAUAUAUUAUGAAUAUAUUUUGAACGGAACAACCAAGGAGAAGUUCAAAGUAGGGGCUCACGGAUACGACAACGAAGAACCGCACAUGCGAGCCCUUUUCAUGGCUUCCGGACCGGCGUUCAAGAAGAACUACACGGCAGUGCAGUUCGACAACGUGGACCUUUACCCGCUGAUCAGCCGGAUCGCUGGCCUAACCGAGCCGAGCCGACGGAUUGACGGGACAAUGAAAGGCGUCGAACAGUUGCUGUCACCCCAGCCCGUCGGCGCCGCCCCCACGUCCACGCCGCCCGUUUUAGGUAUAUUGUCAGCUUUGUUACUUCACGCGAUCGCGCGGAGUCUGUGAACCCUAAAUCCACCACCCGAAUACCUCUUUCCCGUUUAUCUGUGAUCGGACCCGAAAUUCUUUGAUAACGAUGUUACAUUUGGACGUGCCCCGAUUUUCGGGUGGAGAUUGUAGGGUGGUUGUCUCGUCUCGUCAGAGACCCUUUUUCGGGUCCCGUAAACUAUAUUAUACGUAGGUAUACGACUAUUUUGGUAUCUGCAGUUGGAUUCGUUCUCCUUCUCAAUAACUAUAUUAUAUUAAUUUAUUAUCAAAUAACUAUAUUUUGAUUCGAUUAAUUGGCCAAACGUACUCACGUUGUAUUAUGGCAUACGAUUUACAUAUUAUGACGUAUUACAAAAAUAUUCAACAAACUCGUCUUAUCGCUAUCGUGUUUCGUGUACGAUUUUCAUUAUUCAAACAAUAUCGCAAUACCUUAAAGGUAUUACUCGUACGUGUCGAUUUGCCUUAUUUUAAAUUCGUGUAAGUAUAUCGUUUAGUCGAAGUACUUAUAUUAUAAUAAUUAAGUAGGUGCAAUAAUAUGUAAGUUUAUUAGUUAUGUCAUUUUUUUUUUUUGCAAUCAGUAAAUUUAUUAGUCCAUUAUAUUAUUAUAAAAUAUUAGUUAUAAUUAUUUAAGAUUUGCAAAACGAAAUCUCUCAAUCAUAUUUGUAUUUUUAUUUACUAAAGUUGUGUACCUAAUUAAACAAUGUGUUUUAGUGAGUCAACUCCAAGGUUUUUUAAUGUAAAAACAAAAACAGUGUAUAUAUUUUUAAUACAAUUAAAAUACAUAAAAUAAUAAACCUGUCUGCAUUAUAUUCGUCAUUUUUCAUAAUAUAAACUUUUAUUUAUGCAACUAUGUUCCGCCAAAAUUACGUACAAUGUAUUAUGUAAAUGUAAUUUUUAUUGUAUACAUAACUAGGUACAAAUUUAGUAUCAUUAUAUUUCAUGAAAAUAUCAAUAAACUACUAGUUUAAUAUUUGAGUUAGGA
Molecule: messenger RNA, 2624 nt
Organism: Myzus persicae (green peach aphid)
Lineage: Eukaryota; Metazoa; Arthropoda; Insecta; Hemiptera; Aphididae
Product: ectonucleotide pyrophosphatase/phosphodiesterase family member 5-like
Exons: 6
Coding region: 314-1660 (448 amino acids)
Source: RefSeq, a predicted model, not a curated record